GUUGAUGUAUCCGGUGUUGAUGAUCUGAUGUCCGUGUACACAAUUAAGUCGUGCAGUCGUCCUGUCAGCUGUGGACGUGUGUGUCAUUCUGGCGACCCCGUCGCCCUAGCUAUCCACAGUCCCCCCCGAGAUCUGUGUGUCCACCGGCAGCAAGGUUGCAGGCAAGACGCAGUCAAAACUCGCCUCUCUCAUCCGUCCACACACAGCUCUCUUGCAAAGGCACACACGAACGAACAAGCCGUACCCCACAGGCGAAGACAACAAACCCACCGGGAGCACUCGGGGGUGGUGGUAGUUUCCCUUGCCUGGGUGUCCGUGAUGUUCGUUCCCGUGUGAAAGCUUUUAGAUGCUCAUACAUCUCCCGACGCACAAAAACUCCACCCUGAGUCAGUGAACAGCGGCAUCGACACGACAUCACUCGGGCGCUUGUGCGUUGAUGCUGAUUGCGUGUAUGGCGUUCUUGAUCUCCUCAUCCAGGAUCUUGUAGACCAGCUGGUGACGCUUCACGCGACUGAGGCCCUCGAACAUCUCGCUCGUGACGUCUAUCCUGAAGUGCGUCUCGCCGCCGGCAAACUUGUGCGGCUCCUCCUGCAUCCCUGCACACACACACACACACACACACACACACACGAGGACACACAGACGAAGGAGAGGCAAGCAGCGUCCACUGCCGCUGAUUCUCCGCUCACCCAGGUGGUCGGCAUGCCCGGCAGACUCAUCGACUAUCUCAAGGCUGGUCGGGCUGAGCUCCUCUGUCAGCUUCCUCUCUAUCGCGUCGUAAACCGGUCCCAUCCUCAGAUCCAAUGCCCUCCGACUGCGCAGCCGCACUUGCCGGCGCAAGGACGAUGGGAGAGGGCUCCUCGCGAGAAAACAGCUGACGAUGUCGACGCAGCA
Molecule: messenger RNA, 894 nt
Organism: Vitrella brassicaformis
Lineage: Eukaryota; Vitrellaceae
Source: the annotation of a GenBank genome assembly